Caenorhabditis briggsae is the source of this 180-nucleotide messenger RNA. The record is from RefSeq and is a predicted model, not a curated record. The transcript is spliced from 2 exons. The coding region runs from base 1 to 180 and encodes 59 amino acids. Lineage: Eukaryota; Metazoa; Nematoda; Chromadorea; Rhabditida; Rhabditidae.
AUGUGGAGGACACGGUCAAGGUGGUUUGAUGGCCUGAACGAAGCCAAGAGAUUGAUCGAAGCGGAACCAUCUAAAGGAGGCUGGGAGUCCGCGGAUAUCAAGCUCCGGAUGCCAACCCAGAGCAAAACACACGGAGUCACCAAGCUAGGCCUACAGAGAAAUGGAUCGGGAUUGGUUUAA